Molecule: messenger RNA, 2270 nt
Organism: Coregonus clupeaformis (lake whitefish)
Lineage: Eukaryota; Metazoa; Chordata; Actinopteri; Salmoniformes; Salmonidae
Gene: arl13b
Product: ADP-ribosylation factor-like 13b
Exons: 9
Coding region: 622-1698 (358 amino acids)
Biological process (GO): receptor localization to non-motile cilium; non-motile cilium assembly
Cellular component (GO): motile cilium; ciliary membrane; non-motile cilium
Molecular function (GO): GTPase activity; GTP binding
Source: RefSeq, a predicted model, not a curated record
CAACGGCUCUGCAGCCAUAGCAGCCAAACACAACAGCGUAAACAAAAACGGAUAUCAGAAAGAUGUUUCUCACUGAAGAUAUCUUCAUGAAGGAAUAUUAGCUUUCCUUUUGGAAUAGGGUUGGUUUUACCUGACACUUGUACCCUACAAAGCUAGCUGUACGUAAAACUAGCUAAGGUCGCUAGCAGCGCCUAAACGCUAGCUAGCUGCACUGAACGCUAGCUUACUACCUAGGUUAGCUAGCUAACGCUAGCUAGUUAACCGUGGCUAUCCGCUAUCUUUUGCAGUUUGUGAAAAUGCUAAACAUAAAUUAUAUUUGUUUGCUAAUGUAAUUUAGCUAGCUAACUUACCUGCUAAUGUUACUAGCUAGUUCUAGCUAACGUUACAAGUAGGCCAACGAUUCUUUUGAGAGGAGCAACAAGUACACUGACAGUACUGUAGCUAGUAGUUUUAGUUUGACAAUCCAACGAUGUCUAAGAAUGGCACUUUUAUUGGCCCCUAGGCCUAACUCAUACAGCUGUAUGAUAAUAAUGAGCUGAAAUUCCGAAUAAAGGCGUUUGAUCCAUUCAGAAUCGCUGCUACAUGACUCUUUUCCGCCAAUCAUCUUGAGUUUGGACUGCAAUGUUUAGUCUGAUGGCGAAUUGCUGCAACUGGUUGAAACGCUGGAGGCAGCCCGCAAGGAAAGUGACACUGGUGAUGGUAGGACUCGACAACGCUGGGAAGACUGCCACAGUACGCGGGAUCCAGGGAGAGAGCCCAGAGGACGUGGCCCCUACGGUAGGGUUCUCCAAGGUGGAUCUGAAGCAGGGGAAGUUUGAGGUCACCAUCUUUGACCUGGGCGGAGGGAAGAGGAUCAGGGGUAUCUGGAAGAACUACUACAGUGAGUCGUACGGGGUGGUGUUCGUGGUGGACUCCAGUGAUGUCCAGAGGAUCCAGGAGACCAGGGAAACCAUGGCUGAGGUCCUCCGACACCCUCGCAUCGCUGGGAAACCUGUCCUAGUAUUGGCUAACAAGCAGGAUCGGGACGGGGCAUUGGCCGAGGCAGACAUCAUCGAGAACCUGUCACUGGAGAAGCUGGUGAACGAGAACAAGUGUCUCUGUCAGAUCGAGCCGUGUUCUGCUGUCCUGGGCUAUGGUAAGAAGGGGGACAAGUCCAUCAAGAACGGGCUCAACUGGCUGCUGAACAACAUAGCUAAAGACUACGAAGCCAUCUCUGAACGCGUCCAGAAGGACACGGCCGAACAGAGGGUUCAGGAGGAACAGGAGAAGAAAGCCAGACAGGAGAGAGUACGGAGGAUACGGGAGGAGAGAGACCGUCAGGAGAAGGAGGAGGCGGAGAGGGAGGGCCGGACUCUACAGGAGGAGGAGACAGACGAUGACGCCAUACCCAGCCCCUUCCAGCCAAUAGGCAACGUCAUCAACGAGAAUGAAGAACGGCUGAAGAAUACACAGAGAGGAGGACAGGAGGGUGCUGCCAACGAUGCUGGCGAAGGAGGUCAGGAGGAGGAAGAGGAGGAAGAGGAGGGUGAGAGACAGACUCCGGAGAGCGGUGCAGCGUCAGCCUCAGUGGACCAGACUAAGAAGAAGACUGGUAAACUGAGAUUAAAGAGGAAACACAAAGUGGACCCGCUGAGGACGGACGAGACGGCAGCCCCCGAGAGCUCCAAACCUCCACCCCUACCUGUGCGUGCUGUAUAGAGAUAUACAGACCCCACCGUCACCACCACUAGCAGAGAAGAUGCUGCCAAGACCAAGGAACCACCCCCAGGACUACGAUGGUGGAGCGGACUGUCCCAACCCUGAGACAGACAGACAGGAUGACUGGGUGGGCCCUGAGACAGACGGAGGAUGACUGGGUGGGCCCUGAGACAGACGGAGGAUGUCUGGGUGGGCCCUGAGACAGACGGAGGAUGACUGGGUGGGCCCUGAGACAGACGGAGGAUGACUGGGUGGGCCCUGAGACAGACAGGAUGACUGGGUGGGCACUGGAGAGAGAUGAGUCAUAUUCAUUAGGAACCAAACAGAGGAAAAGUGACAAACAGGAAAAGUGACCAAUGAUAAACACUUGUUUCCGGUAUGUGUUGCAAAACACUUUGGGUACGGUGUGUCCUAAUGAAUAGGACCGUGUUGACGAUGAAGAACACAGCAUUGUUUUAAACACAGACUGAGAAAUCAAUGCAUAUUGAUAUGGACUUUUUAUGGAUAUUUAUAUGUAUGUAUGUGUGCAUAGACAGUACCAGUCAAAACCUUCUCAUUCCAGAGUUUUUCUU